GAAGGGAAAUAACAUCAUUUCACAUCCCACACACAACUCAACAACUCAGCGCUUCACAAUACAUUCGUCUUGGAUAAUGGCUUUUCCGCAACACACAAUUUAUAACCCGAGAAUUCCCUUCACCGGGCCCAUAAAUGGUGGUAUACAGGAAGGCACAUCCAUCAUCAUCACUGGAUUGGUCCAACAUGGAGUUGAAAGGUUUCAUGUGAAUUUACAGUGUGGCUCCAACCCAAAUGCAGAUGUUGCUCUCCAUUUUAACCCACGGUAUGACAGUCGCCCGAGCUACGUUGUAACCAAUACUUUCCAGCAUGGUUGUUGGGGUAAUGAAGAAAGGAAGAAAAACUCUCCUUUGGCCAUUGGCACCGACUUCAAGCUGCUCAUCACGGUCUCCAAGGAUUUCUACCAGCUUUACAUCAACGGUUCUCACUUUAUGGAGUAUCGACAUCGUAUCCCGUUUUCCCGAGUGAACUCCAUCUCAAUUGCUGGAAAAGUAGACAUUUCCUCUAUUACCUUCACGAACUCUAUGUUUUUUGGCCAACCGGGAUUUCCUGGUCAGCCUGGCUUUUUACCUCAGCCAGGCUUUCCCCCAUAUGUGACGUAUCCAAACCAGGCAAUGUUUCCACCAUCUCCUGGAUUCCCGUCACAACCAGGAUUUGCUCCACCGGUCUAUGCUGUUCCAUACAAGGCCUUUCUCAGUGGAGGAGUUUUGCCUGGAAGGACAAUCACCAUCCAUGGGACUGUUCACCCAAAUGCAACAAGGUUCCACAUCAAUAUUAACCAUCCCACUGGCAUUGCUCUACAUUAUAAUCCACGUCUGAAUGAGAACAUUGUGGUUCGAAACACCAAGCGGGGGGAGAAAUGGGGCUCGGAGGAGAGGGGCGGCCCGAUGCCCUUCCGCAAGGGACAGCCUUUCACACUGACCAUCUAUUGUGAGAUUCACUCCUUCAGGAUUGUGGCAAACGGGGCGCACGUGCACGACUACAAGCAUCGUUUCACUCAACUGAAUCGACUUUCAGAGCUGGAGAUUGCUGGUGACAUCACCAUCACCUCAGUUAAUGUUUAGAGAUUCAGGAAAGGCAAUCUCAUAUUAAGUCAGUGAUCCUCUCAACUGCAUACACUUACUCACUUCACAUAAUCGUAUUGUAUACUAUGUUAAAGCAAUCGGCACAAUUUUUUAUGAGUGGAAACAAGAGGUCUUUGGUUUAACAAACUAUGUUUGAAAUGAUCAUUUAUACUAUAGAGUGAUUUAAUUGUGAAUUACAGUCAGUUUUGAAAGUUUAUUUUCUCAUACAUUUUUCCAGUUCAUAUGUAUAAUCAUUCUAAAUGUGUGACAAAUUUAAAUAAAUAAAAGUUGGAUUUGAUUGGGUUGUUGCUGAUUGUAUGAUGCUGAUUGACAAAACCAAUUAAAUCUUUUUUGAGCUGUAAGGAAGUUUCCAUUCUUAAUGACUAACAAUCCGCUAGUUAUAAUAUCAAACUUGUGUCAGAGAAACAAAUACAGUAGUUGGUGCUGUUUCUUAACUUUUGUAUUCUAAACUGAUUUAAAGAGAUCCACGGACAUAAAGACAAGUA
Messenger RNA from Corythoichthys intestinalis (scribbled pipefish), 1569 nucleotides. RefSeq names its product galectin-9-like. Gene Ontology annotation, molecular function: galactoside binding; carbohydrate binding. The record is from RefSeq and is a predicted model, not a curated record. Gene Ontology annotation, cellular component: cytosol; nucleus. The coding region runs from base 77 to 1063 and encodes 328 amino acids. Gene Ontology annotation, biological process: negative regulation of type II interferon production; positive regulation of gene expression; negative regulation of CD4-positive, alpha-beta T cell proliferation. The transcript is spliced from 8 exons. Lineage: Eukaryota; Metazoa; Chordata; Actinopteri; Syngnathiformes; Syngnathidae.